AUGUCGCAGCCCAAGACCCUCUACGACAAGGUCUACGACAACCAUGUUGUGCGGGAAGACGAGAACGGUUCGACGAUCCUCUACAUUGACAGGCACAUUGUCCACGAGGUCACGUCGCCUCAGGCUUUCGAGGGACUGAGCAAGGCGGGGCGGAAGGUCCGCAGGCUGGAUGGGACGUUGGCGACUGUCGACCACAAUGUCCCGACCUCGAGCCGGAAGAACUAUACCGAUUCGGCGAGCUUCAUCAAGGAGGCCGACUCGCGGAUUCAGGUCCUCACGCUCGAGGAGAACGUCAAGAAGUUUGGCGUUCAGUUCUUUGGCAUGACUGACAGGCGGCAAGGAAUCGUUCACGUCAUCGGUCCUGAGCAAGGCUUCACCCUCCCCGGCACGACCAUCGUCUGCGGCGACUCUCACACCUCGACCCACGGCGCUUUCGGCGCUCUCGCAUUCGGCAUCGGGACCUCCGAGGUCGAGCAUGUCCUCGCGACGCAGACCAUCCUGCAGAGCAAGUCGAAGAACAUGCGCGUGCAGAUCGACGGCGAGCUCGCGCCGGGCGUCAACUCGAAGGACGUGAUGCUGCACGUAAUUGGGACGAUUGGCACGGCGGGCGGAAACGGCUCUGUCAUCGAGUUCUGCGGCACGACCGUCGAGGCCAUGUCGAUGGAGGCGCGCAUGUCGAUGGCCAACAUGUCGAUCGAGGCGGGCGCGCGCGCGGGCAUGUUUGCCCCCGACGAGAUUACGUUCGCGUACCUCAAGGGCAAGCCGCUUGCGCCGCAGGGCGCCGAGUGGGACAAGGCGGUCGAGUUCUGGAAGUCGCUCAAGUCGGACGAGGGAGCGCACUACGACAAGGUUGUCAAGAUCAACGCGGCCGACAUCCCUCCUACCGUUACUUGGGGAACCUCGCCCGAGGACACCGUCUCGAUCACGGGUACCGUUCCCGACCCCGCGCAGGCGCCGAACGAGGCUGUCAAGGCCAAGAUCGAGCGUGCGCUCACGUACAUGGGUCUCGAGCCGAACCAGAAGAUCCAGGACAUCAAGGUCACGAACGUCUUUAUCGGUUCGUGCACCAACUCGCGCAUCGAGGACUUGCGCUCUGCCGCGUCUAUCGUCAAGGGCCGCAAGGUCGCCGAGGGCGUCUACGCGAUGGUCGUCCCCGGCUCGGGUCUCGUCAAGCACCAGGCCGAGCAGGAGGGACUCGACCGCGUCUUCUCCGAGGCCGGCUUCGACUGGCGCGAGGCAGGCUGCUCGAUGUGCCUCGGCAUGAACCCGGACAUGCUCUCGCCCGGCCAGCGCUGCGCGUCGACCUCGAACCGCAACUUUGAAGGCCGCCAGGGACCCGGCGGACGAACCCACCUCAUGUCGCCCGCGAUGGCCGCCGCAGCAGCUAUCGCAGGCCACCUCGCCGACGCCCGCAAGUACCAGCCUGACGACCGGACUGGCGCCGCGCCCGUCCCCGCCGUCGAGAUCGCGCCCGAGGAGCAGCAGGUCCCGACGACGCAGCAGACGCCCGACGCGGCGGACGACGGUGUCGCGCAGUCCCUCGGUGCGCCAGAGGUCACUGCCCCUGUCACGACUGCCGCUGCGGGCAUGCCCAAGUUCGAGGUUGUCGAGGGUGCCGCUGCGCCGCUCGAGCGGGCAAACGUCGACACCGACUUGAUCAUCCCCGCGCGCUUCCUCAAAACGAUCAAGCGUACCGGCUUGGGUGUCUCGCUCUUUGCUGCGCUCCGCUACAACGCCGACGGGUCCGAGAAUCCCGACUUCGUCCUCAACAAGCCUGCGUACCGCGACAGCAAGAUCCUCGUCGUCUCGGGCGGCAACUUUGGGUGCGGCUCGUCGCGAGAACACGCGCCGUGGGCCCUCCUUGACUUUGGCAUCCGGGCCGUCAUCGCCUCGUCGUUCGCCGACAUCUUCAACAACAACAUGUACAAGAACGGCUCGCUCCCCGUCGUCCUCCCCGAGGAGCAGAUCGCCACGCUCAUUGAGGACGCCAAGGCGGGCAAGCUUCUCGCCGUCGACUUGCCGAAGCAGGUCGUCCGCCGCCAGAACGGCGACGAGUACCCUUUCGAGGUCGACCAGUUCCGGAAACACUGCCUCGUCAACGGCCUCGACGAGAUCUCGCUCACGCUCCAGCACGAAGACUCGAUCUCGCAGUACGAGAAGAAGCGCAGCGAGCUCUGGCCGUGGCUCGACGGCAAAACGUACAGGGCCGGCAAGAUUGGCGUCGCGGGCGGCGCGAAGACGUCGACCGACUGGUGA
Messenger RNA from Rhodotorula toruloides NP11, 2256 nucleotides. Its product is annotated as 3-isopropylmalate dehydratase. Bases 1 to 2256 code for a protein of 751 amino acids. The transcript is spliced from 6 exons. Gene Ontology annotation, cellular component: 3-isopropylmalate dehydratase complex. Gene Ontology annotation, biological process: L-leucine biosynthetic process. NCBI's taxonomy places the organism in Eukaryota, Fungi, Basidiomycota, Microbotryomycetes, Sporidiobolales, Sporidiobolaceae. Gene Ontology annotation, molecular function: 3-isopropylmalate dehydratase activity; 4 iron, 4 sulfur cluster binding. The record is from RefSeq and is a predicted model, not a curated record.